This is a messenger RNA of Talpa occidentalis (Iberian mole), 1573 nucleotides long. RefSeq names its product UFM1 specific peptidase 1 (inactive) (gene UFSP1). The transcript has a single exon. Bases 387 to 815 code for a protein of 142 amino acids. NCBI's taxonomy places the organism in Eukaryota, Metazoa, Chordata, Mammalia, Eulipotyphla, Talpidae. The record is from RefSeq and is a predicted model, not a curated record.
CCGCGUCCCGCGUCCCGCUGCCCGGAGCCGGGCGGGAGGGUCCCGGCGCUGGCGGACCAGCCCUCCCCGAAGCUCGUCCAAGACUCGGCCCCGGAGUUCCUGGAGUUCGCCCCACGCUGCCGCGAGGGAGUAUCUGCCCUGCCGCUCCUGCCGCCACCCUGGAACCGCUGAGGGACGUCCACCUGGGCCUGGCCCCGCCUAGCCGCGGGCCCGCGCGCCUGGCCCUAGUCUCAGGCCACUAUCGCUACUACCACUACGGCUGCGACGGCGUGGACGACCGCGGCUGGGGCUGCGGCUACCGCACUCUGCAGACGCUAUGCUCAUGGCCAGAGGGCCGGUCCGCGGACGUGCCUGGACUAGCUGCCGUGCAGGGGGCCCUGGAGGACAUGGGGGACAAGCCUCCCGGGUUUCGGGGCUCCCAGAGCUGGAUCGGCUGUGUAGAGGCCUGCCUCUGCCUUGACCACUUCGGAGGUCCCCAGGGGCGUCUGUGCCACGUGCCCCGUGGAACUGGGCUUCAGGGACAACUGGAAAGCCUUUUCGCCCACUUCGCAGGGGGAGGCGGGCCUGUGAUGGUUGGAGGGGAUGCGGAUGCCCAGUCCAAGGCCUUGCUGGGAGUCUGCCUGGGGCCAGGCACAGAAGCCUACGUCCUGGUAUUGGACCCUCAUUGCUGGGGUGCUCCCAAAAAACCCACUGAAAUUCAGGCUGCUGGGUGGGUGGGCUGGAGAGAAGCCAGCACAACCUUCGACUGCAACUCCUUCUACAACUUGUGUUUGACCAGCCGUAACCCCAGAGAGCAGCAGCACACCCAGGACUGAGUGUAAGUUCCCAGAACUGAGACUCUGGCCCCAUAUAUACAAACCUACCCACUUCUCAAAGGUAGAGGCUGUGUACUCUUAGGCCCCCAGCAAGUUUCAGCUGAGCCUGGGGCCUUUGGCAUCAAUAAAAUGGCAAGCUAAUCACGACCCCAGCUGAUCUUUGGGAGAACUUGGGGAAAUAUAUAUACUCAGCCAGGAGUCACUGUGGAAGUGCUUUUAUUGGCAGUAGGGCUGAACGUACAAAAAAAAAAUUCUCAGCUGGAUGGGACAAGGCAGUCAUAAGUAUAGAUGACACCAGGAGUAAGACAAGGAGACACUCAAAAGAAAUCCACAUCAUCUGGAGCAUCCAGGUCACGGUAUUCCACAAUGGCCCGUGGGUCUCCACGAACCAACCUGUGAGAUAACAAAAAGGUAAGACAGGAUGAGUUGAGAGUCCCUGAAAAAGUCUGAGGAAGGUAAGAAGCUUAACAGCUCAGCUCAUUCUCACCUGUUGCGAGGUUUCCCAGGAUAACCUCCCUGGCCUCGGAAGGCAUCAUAGUUCCCUCGGCCAGCACCAUAGGGAGCAUGAGGGUAUGGAGGCCCUCCUGUGGGGACCGCAGGGCGGACAGCACCAGCUAUGAAAAAGACUGAGUGUUAAAUUGAAAAACUGUGACCUUAACCUAAGUUUUCUUUAGCUAAGUUUUCUUUCUCCCACUCCCCACCAAGUCUUUUCAACUCUCUCCUAUACUUACCUCCAUAGCCCAAGAUGGGGGGCCGGG